AUGAUGUUCAAUGAAGCCGACGAAAAUUAUGACCCAGUUCUUAUUGAAAGUAUUAUUGACUUCGACCCUAAUACAAUGUGUAUUGAACAAGAGCCAAGUGAUAUUAUUAAUACGUUGAGCGGAUGGUUAUCUGAUAGUAUAUCAUCGCACAUAGACAUAGACUCAAUUGAUAGUUUUUCAGAUCACUCCGAAAUAUUUUCAUUCGAAAUUCCCCUAAAUAGAAAAGAAUGGCUUGUUGAAGAUUUAGCAUCAAAGCGUCAACGGUCUCCACGUCUAUUCGAAUUUCUUAUUCUUCUCCUCGGUAAACCACAAUACAAACCCUUUGCAUCAUUCAUAGACAAACCCAAAGGUAUAUUUCAAAUUUAUCAGCCGGAAAAAGUUGCUGAACUAUGGCAAGCAGUCAAGAGUCGACAAUCAAAUCAACGAAUGACUUACGAUAAAUUCGCAAGAGCCAUCAGAUGGUACUAUAAAUCAAAUAUUAUGCAAAAAACAAAUACUCGUUAUACAUUUCAAUUUUCGUCGAAAACAUUAAAAAAUUAUUUCGUGGAUGAAAAUAAUAACACCAAACUGAGUCUUCAUUCAUAA
Molecule: messenger RNA, 585 nt
Organism: Rotaria socialis
Lineage: Eukaryota; Metazoa; Rotifera; Eurotatoria; Philodinida; Philodinidae
Source: the annotation of a GenBank genome assembly